Rhincodon typus (whale shark) is the source of this 1552-nucleotide messenger RNA. Its product is annotated as 26S proteasome regulatory subunit 4. The transcript has 10 exons. Gene Ontology annotation, cellular component: proteasome regulatory particle, base subcomplex. The coding region runs from base 240 to 1343 and encodes 367 amino acids. The record is from RefSeq and is a predicted model, not a curated record. Gene Ontology annotation, molecular function: ATP binding; proteasome-activating activity; ATP hydrolysis activity. Gene Ontology annotation, biological process: proteasome-mediated ubiquitin-dependent protein catabolic process. Lineage: Eukaryota; Metazoa; Chordata; Chondrichthyes; Orectolobiformes; Rhincodontidae.
AUAUUUUUUGGUUUUUCUUUCAGGGUCAAAGCCAAAGUGGUAGUCAUGGAGCUGGAGGUGGUAAGAAAGAUGAUAAGGAUAAGAAGAAGAAAUAUGAACCUCCUGUGCCAACCCGAGUGGGAAAGAAAAAGAAGAAAACGAAAGGGCCUGAUGCAGCCAGCAAGUUACCCCUCGUGACUCCUCACACACAAUGCAGACUCAAGUUACUGAAACUGGAAAGGAUAAAAGAUUAUCUGUUAAUGGAAGAAGAAUUCAUCAGAAAUCAGGAGCAAAUGAAACCGCUGGAAGAAAAACAAGAGGAGGAAAGGUCUAAAGUGGAUGACCUGAGAGGGACACCGAUGUCUGUGGGCACGCUGGAGGAAAUCAUAGACGAUAACCACGCCAUUGUGUCGACCUCUGUGGGCUCUGAGCAUUACGUCAGCAUCUUAUCGUUUGUGGAUAAAGACCUGCUUGAGCCUGGCUGCUCAGUCCUACUCAACCAUAAGGUGCAUGCUGUGAUUGGUGUACUGACAGAUGACACAGAUCCACUGGUGACUGUUAUGAAAGUGGAGAAGGCUCCACAGGAGACGUAUGCUGAUAUCGGUGGCUUAGAUAGCCAGAUCCAAGAAAUCAAGGAAUCUGUAGAACUUCCACUCACCCAUCCUGAAUAUUAUGAAGAGAUGGGAAUUAAGCCUCCUAAAGGAGUUAUUCUGUAUGGAGCUCCUGGCACAGGUAAAACUUUACUAGCCAAGGCUGUAGCGAACCAAACCUCGGCCACCUUCCUGCGAGUGGUUGGUUCGGAGCUCAUCCAGAAGUACCUGGGAGAUGGGCCGAAACUUGUACGUGAACUGUUCCGAGUUGCAGAAGAACAUGCUCCGUCCAUCGUGUUCAUUGAUGAAAUCGAUGCCAUUGGCACAAAGAGGUAUGACUCCAAUUCCGGUGGGGAGCGGGAAAUCCAGCGUACGAUGCUGGAGCUUCUGAACCAGUUGGAUGGGUUUGACUCCCGGGGAGAUGUGAAAGUUAUCAUGGCCACAAACAGGAUAGAAACACUGGACCCAGCUCUCAUCAGGCCAGGGAGGAUUGAUCGUAAGAUUGAAUUUCCUCUUCCGGAUGAAAAGACCAAGAGACGUAUCUUCCAGAUCCACACUAGCAGAAUGACAGUAGCACAAGAUGUGAGCCUGGACGAGCUGAUACUGGCUAAAGACGAUCUGUCUGGGGCAGAUAUUAAGGCUAUCUGUACAGAAGCUGGUUUGAUGGCCCUGCGUGAGCGAAGGAUGAAGGUUACCAACGAAGACUUCAAGAAGUCAAAGGAAAAUGUCUUGUACAAAAAGCAAGAGGGCACACCUGAAGGAUUGUACCUUUAACCUUUGAUUAGAUUCCUUGCAUCAACCAACCAACCUUCCUUUUGCUGCAAAAGUUCUUUGAGACUUUCCAGAUGUGGGGGUUUGAGAUCGGAGGUUUUACGUAAUUUUUUUUUGGCAAGGCUUAUAAUGUGCUCCUAGAUCGGCAAGAACGUAAACGUAUAAGUCCUAUCUUAGUGAAUAAAGUGUUGCCUGUAUGCGUUUUGAUAUGA